This is a messenger RNA of Indicator indicator, 2131 nucleotides long. RefSeq names its product neurochondrin (gene NCDN). NCBI's taxonomy places the organism in Eukaryota, Metazoa, Chordata, Aves, Piciformes, Indicatoridae. Gene Ontology annotation, biological process: regulation of neuronal synaptic plasticity; neuron projection development. The transcript is spliced from 6 exons. Bases 1 to 2121 code for a protein of 706 amino acids. The record is from RefSeq and is a predicted model, not a curated record. Gene Ontology annotation, cellular component: dendrite.
AUGGCCGCGGACGGCGGGGACACAAAGUCGACGCUGAAGAGGUGCCUGGAUGUGCUCAGAGACGCGAGAAACGACAGCGAGCAGUUCGCGGCCCUGCUGCUGGUGACCAAAGCAGUCAGAGCUGGAGAGGUUGAUGCCAAGACUCGGCGCCAGAUCUUUGAUGCCAUCGGAUUCACCUUUCCCAGCCGCCUGCUCACCUCCAGGCAGCCCCCAGCAGGCUGCCCUGAGCACACCUUCCAGGCACUGGGCCUCACUCUGCUGGCAUGUUUCUGCACUGAUCCAGAGCUAGCUGGGCACUCCCAGAUCCUCAACAAAAUCCCAACCUUCAAUGACAUUCUGCUUUCCCCCUGCACUCCAGACAGCAGGUCCAUGGUCGAUGAUGUGUACCAGUGCUUGAGUGCUGUCAUGGCUACUGCCAGGGGCCCCAAAGAGCUGGUGACCAAAGGGACAGUAUCUGCCCUGUGCCAGGCCUAUGUGAGCUGCAGUUAUGGCUCUGAGCGUGCUUUGGCACUGCUCUUGGGGCUGUUGGCCAUAGCAGAGGCAAAGUGCUGGCAGAGAGACACUCCCCACCUCCUGGCUGUGCUGAGCAAGCUCUCCAGUGAUUUUCUCAAGAGUGAAGACAUGACCAAAUUCGAGCUGUGCGAGGUUCUGCCUCACUUCAUCCCCCUGUCACCACCCCUCACACAGGACUCCCAGGGCUCUGAGUGCCUCCACAGACUCUACACAGGGCUGGCUGCCAUCCUGGGCAGUAAACUCAGCCAGGCGCAGCGGGACCCUGCUUUGAAGCUUGCUGCCUGCCUCGUACAGGCCUGUGGUUCAGAGUGGAUCCCAGCAGAGAGUGCUGGAAGCAAGUUCCUGGCCUUGCUGGUGAACCUAGCUUGUGUAGAGGUCCGCCUGACCCUGGAGGAGCCAGAUCCCAUGGAGGUGGAGGGGAAAAAACAAGUUGUAACAGCCUGCUAUGUCUUGAUGGAGAUGGGGAUCCAGGAGUGCCUGAGAGAAGAGAAACCACUGCUGGAAGAGGUGCAGAAAAUGCAGCUCAUGAGGAUCAUGGAGGAGGCAUUUGGAGCUGUAAUAUUCUACUUGAAACAGGUUAAACAGGAGCAGUUACAAGAUCCUUUCAUAUUUGCUUCUGUUCGAAUCCUUGGAGCCUGGAUGGCAGAAGAGACAUCCUCCCUCAAGCAGGAGAUCUGUGAGCUCCUGCCUUUCCUUGUUCAUUAUGCCAAGAAGCUUUUCAAAGAGGGCAGCUCAGCUCCAAGUCUUCCUCAGCCAGAUGUGGACAGCACCGAGGGCUCUGGCUUGCCCCAGGACGCUCUCAGAUUUCUGCUGCCUGGCUUUUGCCAUUUAACAGCAGAGGACAGGCCCCGGGGCAUCCUCAUCCAAGAAGGAGCACCAGCACUGCUGUGUGAGUACUUCCUGCACCAGUGGGAGGUGCUGAGCUUCCAGCCUACCUCCCUGGCUCCUCUGACAAGCACUGAAAUGAGUCUGCAGACUGCCUGUGGGAUUUUCCUUAACUUGGUGGUGACUGCACCAGACCUCAUCAGGCAAGACAAAAGCUUCUCCUCCUUGAUGGACCUGUUGCUGAAGUCUCUUCCACUGCUGCUGCCCCAGAAGGAUCACUUGGUUCUAGCAGCCAACAUUGCCACCCUGGGCCUGCUGAUGGCCAGAGUCCUUGCAGCUUCAGCAGCUCUUCAAGGAACACAGCCUGCCAGGGAGUUUUUCAGAGCUGCCAUUCGCUUCCUCUCAGAUGCCCACAGCGCCCAGGCAGACCCUGGAGGUGACAGCCUGGCCAUGGCUGUGUCCCCUGCCUACCUGAGUGCCUGGGAGGAUAUCCAGGAGCUCUGGUUCCUGGGCAUGCAGGCCCUGGCUGGCUGUGUGCCACUUCUCCCUUGGCUGCCACAAGCUGUCCUCCAGGCACAGUGGCUGGAAGACCUCUCACAGCUCCUGAGCCACGUCGCUCCUGCCUCAGUGGAUUUUGAGCUCAUUGCUGCUUUCCAGGGUGUGUUGGUUGAGCUGGCCAGAGCCAGCAAACCCUGCAGGGACAUGAUCCUGUCACACCAUGGCAGGGAGUGGGCCAACCUUUAUGGCAUGGCAGCUUUGGAGCAGUGUCUGGCUGAGCCAUGAAGGACCAGCA